Ipomoea nil (Japanese morning glory) is the source of this 785-nucleotide messenger RNA. RefSeq lists its product as uncharacterized. The coding region runs from base 248 to 619 and encodes 123 amino acids. The transcript has 2 exons. The record is from RefSeq and is a predicted model, not a curated record. Lineage: Eukaryota; Viridiplantae; Streptophyta; Magnoliopsida; Solanales; Convolvulaceae.
ACAGCCUUUAGGAGAGAUGUAAAUAUCACACAUACUCAAACACUUAUUUCAUAGCAGAUAUAUGAAUCCAAAAAUAGUGAUUAGGCAAUAGUUCCCCAACACUCGCAAGACGGAAUUAGAAUUAAUCUAUGCUUAAAAUCAGUCAAGAGCUCAACAAUCGUUCUCCACCGUUAAACUUCGCCGGUGAUGAAGCUGAUUCGCCACCGAUACUGCCCAGAUCUGAACUGCAGAACCUAACCACGCAACCAUGGCUACGUUUCUCGAGCUGACGACUGUCCAUAUUUGCUUGCAAAGUAGAAACUCGAUCCGUGGAAAUUUCAUGCUCGAGCCCAUCCGCAAAAUGCCCUCCGAGAGCACUGGAGCCCUCCGAACAAAUUGUUGGACAACACUGGAUCUCUCUGAUCGACAAUCGGGUUAUUGGCGAACGACCUCGACGCAUCCCCAACUCCAACCAACCCCUCUGAUCAUCCAUGCAACGGCCCAAUCGUCGUCAAAGUCACCAUUGACGAAGGUUCGUCCAGACUGUCGAAAACUGCGGAUGACCUCCGAUCUUGAUUCUGAUCUCGAUUCCAAUCAGUGGCAACCUAGACACUUCCCUGACUCCAUCCCCGCCACCUGAUCGUUGAUCCGCCGGUUGGAUUGCCGGCAAAGGGGCGGGAGACGAAGACGAAGGGUUUUCUGUGAAUCGCCUCUCUUGUCAUUCGAUUUUCAGAUAGUCGAUUGCGAUGAUCAUCAGAAGGAGGAUUUUAGGCUACCAAGAAGGAAGAAGGUGGUGUGGCGGCGUG